Molecule: messenger RNA, 936 nt
Organism: Alternaria ethzedia
Lineage: Eukaryota; Fungi; Ascomycota; Dothideomycetes; Pleosporales; Pleosporaceae
Exons: 2
Coding region: 1-936 (311 amino acids)
Source: RefSeq, a predicted model, not a curated record
AUGCAGCCGCUGGCUAUUGGCUUCACGAAACUCGCUUUCUUGUUCCUGUACCGUCGCAUCUUCACGUGGCCUGGUUUCCAGUGGACUUCGCUCGUGUUCAUCGUCCUCACUGUGGCUUUCACCAUCGCCUUCUUCUUUGGCUUCAUCUUCGAUUGCCGCUUGAACUUUGCUGCCAAUUGGGGCUCUCUUGCUAGUAUCGCAGAGAACUGUCCGUUUGGAUUCGAGGCGACCAUCACUUUCACGGUUCUUGAUGCCGUGUUCGAUCUCUGCAUCUUACUUCUGCCACUCCCAUGGAUCUGGCGUCUCCAAAUGCCCACCGUCCGCAAGAUCCAGCUAUGCGGUGUCUUCCUACUCGGAGGUUUCGCCGUCGCCUCCGCCAUUGUCCGCAUGGUCAUCUGCAUCAAGCAGAACACACCAUCCGCGGCCCUCGACGAACAGUACAUCAUGGGCAUGCCCACCUACGACAUCAUCGGCAUAACCUCGCACGGUCUGUUCUGGACCGUCGUCGAGACCAACGUCGCCCUCAUCGCCUGCUGCCUUCCCAAGAUCCGAUCCGUGCUCAGCUUGGCCGGCCUGGGAAGCAUCAUGAUGUCCAUGGGCUCUCUGCUCCAGAAGAUGGGCUCCAGCAUGGGUACUCAGAACUCCAAGAGCGCCAGCAACGGCAGCAACGGCAGCGGUCAGUUCAGCAAGCUCAGCAAGAUCUCGGCUGCUACGACUGUUACAGUUGGUAGCACACCUCGAAGCCAACUCGGUCACUACCGCUUGGAGAAGGAGCGCUCUGACAGCGAUAUUAAUCUCGUUGACCUCAAGGGCUUGGGCCACAAGGCUGACGCCGAGGCCGUCGCCUUAGAGAAGGGAAUGUCACCUGACUCUUAUGAGGACUUGGAGGACAGGAAGUACCUUGGAAGAAACUCUCCCAGCAGGUUCUCCACGUAA